Messenger RNA from Mizuhopecten yessoensis (Yesso scallop), 3284 nucleotides. Its product is annotated as persulfide dioxygenase ETHE1, mitochondrial-like. Gene Ontology annotation, biological process: hydrogen sulfide metabolic process; glutathione metabolic process. Gene Ontology annotation, molecular function: sulfur dioxygenase activity. Lineage: Eukaryota; Metazoa; Mollusca; Bivalvia; Pectinida; Pectinidae. The coding region runs from base 136 to 1101 and encodes 321 amino acids. The record is from RefSeq and is a predicted model, not a curated record. The transcript is spliced from 9 exons.
UCCCCUCACGUCUCAAAGAGAAAGUACGUUGACAGAGGGGCUUCGACAGAGUUGUCCGCCAGGAUUGCAGCAGGAUUGGACACCAUCUGCAGUGCUUCAGCAGCUACCCUAGUGACCCAGUUCUUUUGUGUGAUAAUGGCGGUGCCCUUGGUUAAAACGUCUGUGUCAGUUCUGCGUUCCGGGUCAUUUCUGCGUUCGGCCACUAUCUCUCAUUUCGUGGCUCGGUCACUCUGUGCUGUAACUUGCCCUUCUAACACAUUAUGUUGGAACUGUGCCAAAUCGCAAUUUCAGCCACAGAAAUCAAAUCUGUUAUCAAAGUCAGCGUUGUUAAGGAGAAAUUGGAAUUGUGUUUCCAUAGGAACUAAGAAGAUGUCUGACUUCACGGGAAAAGGGAAAGAUUACAUAUUUCGACAGUUGCUGGACUACAAGUCGUUUACCUACACUUACCUUUUGGCCGACCCAGUCAGCAAGGAAGCGGUACUUAUUGACCCUGUCUACGAACUUGUGGAGCGCGAUCUAAACCUUGUCAAGGCUCUUGGCCUUGAUCUCAAAUUUGCAAUCAACACCCAUGUCCAUGCUGACCACAUCACAGGAACAGGCGAUAUAAAGAAGCGGGUCCCUUCGUGUAAAAGUGUUAUCACCGAGGUCAGCGGAGCCAGCGCUGAUGUCAAAACAAAAGAUGGAACAAAGCUUGAGUUUGGAAAGUUCUCAUUGGAGGUGGCGAGGACCCCUGGACACACCAAUGGAUGCUGUACCUAUGUGUGGCGUGAGAAGGGGAUGGCUUUCACCGGUGAUACACUUCUGAUCCGUGGCUGUGGACGUACAGACUUCCAGGAAGGUGAUGCUGCUACACUGUACGAGUCUGUUCAUACAAAGAUCUUCACUCUUCCUCCCGACUUCUCCCUCUACCCAGCUCACGACUACACAGGUCAAACAGUAACAACAGUGGCAGAGGAGAAGGCCUUCAAUCCGCGUCUAACAAAAUCAAAGGAGGCCUUUGUGGAGAUCAUGGGAAACCUCAACCUCCCCUACCCUAAACAGAUAGAUCGUGCCUUACCUGCUAACCUGGUGUGUGGAGUGUUUGAUGAGCCUCCAAAAUAGGCCCUCACCAUUGAGACAACUAUUUGAUAAGGAAAGGAAAACUCGCUGAUGAAUGCUACAUAGACCCGACGUUGUAUUGAUGCCAAUGAACAAGCCUUUUUAGUAUAUAUUUACCGUUUUUAGGUAUUUUGAGGGCAUUUGAGAUUGUUUAUAUCAGGUUGUAUUAUGCAAACAUCAGUUUUACAAUGUCUUUCAAAUAUAGAAACGUUAGGAAAUACUUUUAGUGUUGUAUUUUUGUGCAUUUCUUAAUUGUGUUUGAUCAAUUAACGAAGCAUCAUUUUUCUUAAAAAUCAUUUCAAUGAGAUGACUAGUAUUUUUUCUCAUGUGAAUUUAUCCCUAACUGGUUUUAGAGAUUGAAUACCAUUAAGUUUCCUGUUACUAAAACCAAUCAAGAGUGGUUAUUUAAAUUCUUUGCAUAAAUAAGAAAUCUAAAAUGACCUCCAUAUAGGUCUUAAUUUAGCAAAACAUUUUCACUUCUUGCCUAGUUCAGAUUAUAGAAGAAAUAGAUAUAGGUAUGAUGGUUCCUUUUUCUAAAAACAUUUCUCAGGUUGAUAAGCAUGAAUUGAAUUGUAGAAAAGUUAUGUAUCACAACCAGUGAAUGUUUAGGUGUGUCGUUUAAUUGAUUAGUACAGUACGUAUUCUGUCACAUUCAUCAGACAAACGAGCGGUGAAACGUAUGUACACAAAGGUGUAAAAUACGUACGAGUUGGAUAUAUAGAAUCGAUGUUGAUUCGUAUACGCUAUAAGCAACUAUAACGAAAUAGCGUAACCGAAUCAACAUCGAUACUUUAUUGCCAAUUUGUACAUAAUUUACACCUUUGUGUACGUACGCUUCACUGGUUGUUUGUCUGAUGAAGGUGCCACAGUAGGUACCGUACCUAUCAUUGCAUUGUCACACAAAGACUAGCUAGUUGUGAUAUAUAAUGGUUAUCGUUCUACAAGUCUGAUAUGCCUCUAACUAUGUGUUUAUUUUUGAUAUAAAAUACUCAAUUAUUUUUCAAUGAUGUAAUGCUUUUGUCAUACUGCUUUCAUGAAAAGAAGACACAACUACAAAGUCUAUUUAUUUAUGAGGGAGACUCGUAACUUUUCAUAACUUUUCUUUCUGUUUGCAUUAAGUUAGUUCAUUACAAAUGGUAUACUAUUUUAAACGGUGACAUUUUAAGUUAUUAUUUUGUCAAGUUUGGGCCGUUAUGAGUACUUGCCUGUUUUUUAAUAAAAAAUAGCUGUUUUUUCUCCCAUGGAAAACAUUAAAAGUUGUCAGGUAUGGUCAUGCCCUAUAGAAACAUUUUUGACCGAUACAACUUAAUCACAGACACAUUUUUGUUACAAUUUAGAAGUCUUACAAUUAUUUAGGAAUUAGCUGUAUAUCAAGUCAAGAGAUAAAAAAAAAAUUGCAUACAUUUUUGAAUUGUGCAUGGGAGAUUUGUACAUAAUACGAUUAAAAAAUAAAUAAUUGAAACAUAUCACUUUUCUUUUUGGCAUAUAUAUAGCCGAAUAAAAAGAUAAAACAUUAUAAAAAGAUUGACGACUUUCAUACGGUGUUAUUGGCAACAAACGUUUUUAAUGCCAGCUUUUAAAAUAUAUUCCACUCAAAUAGAGUAAUCCUUUUACAUGUAUAUAAAACCCAUUUUGUUGAUUUUGAAUUUCAUUCUUUAAGACAGACAUGAUUAAUGCAUUUCCACGAAAAAGUAUAUACUAUUUUGUUUAAGCCGUUAUUUGGCAAUCUAUUUGUGAAAUAAAAGCAAUACUUCAUUUUAUGUUUAACAAUAUGUAAACAAAUAUAUAAUGUUAAUGUUUUUGAAGUGAAAUAUGUACACUUUCCCUAUUUUGUCUAAAUAAUGAUAGAAACUAUUACCUUGAACGUAAAACGUGAUGAUGAACUGAGCUUUCCACAAAAUGUAAUUGUUUUUACCUCGUCGCCAUGAAAAGCGGAAGCGAGACUAAGGUUUUAGCUUUUCCAGCGACGGUGGCGUCAUCUUGAAGUUUUUGCGUAUAACUAAGUUUCACUUAAAGUAUAAGUACUAGAUCAACCAAACUUAGACCAUCAGAUGAAUCUUAGGUAGUACAUCUCAACCCAUACAUCAAAUAGAGCCUACCUUUCAUGGCCCCUUGACUUUGUCAGCAUUUCCAUCAACAUUAAGUUUUCGCGUUUAAAUUAGUUUCUCUGAUAUGUGCAUUGAUGG